UAAGGCCAUGCCUCCCAUUAAUUACUUGAAUGUACUAGCAACCUAAGUUAAAGUAGCCCAUUCCUUUUUGACCUGAUUAUCCACCAAUCGGCACCCAUCCCUCUAUAUCUGCUAUUAUUAGAGUUUAUUUUACAAGUUACCUAAGCCUUUCUUUUAUAUAUGAUCAGACAUGUGCUGCUUAAAAGAAGUUUCACAACUUCAAACUAUAUCCAACACCUCAUCUACUCUCCUCUCUCGUGACCCAACCCCCUGCUUGUCUUAAACCACAUCACAACACCCCUCCAUUACUCGAGCAAACGGCCGGUCACCACCAACCGGUGGUGGCGUACGACAGCGCUAACAGAGAGAGAGAGAGACACAGAGAUGAUUGACGGAAAAAGAGAGGGAUCCGACAGCAACACCGCUGUGUGCGGCAGGAGAAUGGAAGUUCCGACGAGCGGAUACUCCGGUAAGUUUUAGCUUCUAGUUAUUUUUGUCUCAGCUCCCCUUUAGAUCUCCAUUUGUUUCCGGCCGAUGGUUGCCUUUUCAGGUCGUUGGAGACGUGGUGGUGGUUCGACGACGGUUGAAGCCGCCGGAACCACGCCGGCGACAUCAGUGAUGGUGAAGAUUAUUUUUAUCUCGGGUGCUGGUUAACAAUUUGUUGACAACAGAUGAGAUCAUUCGGGUUCGAGUCAAAAUUUUGGGGCUCGGGUCAAUCAACAAGACGUCACAGUUCACUCGGUUCGGUUCAAGUUCUUCUCCGGUCAGACGUGGGUUCGGGUACUACUCAGAUUUCGGUUCGGGAGUCUCGGAUCUGAAGCGGGUUUCAGUUCAGAUUCAUGUACGGGUCUCGCGGGUCAAGUCUCGCAGUUCGGUCAGACGACUCGGUUGACUCGGUCAAACCGAGUCAAAUCCGUCAACACCCAAGUCAACUCGGUCAACCUGAGUCAACUCAGUCACACCCGGUCAACGCAGCCAGUCCCGGAAUGCCUUAGUUGCACACUAGCGAGUUCACAUUCUUGGAAUGACAUCACGGAAUCACGUUAAGCUAGCUUUGCACAGGAAUGUCAAGGGAAGAGGAAAGGAUACAGACAAAGGCCAUAAUGUUCAUUGCGCAAUUGAUGCUGACACCACAAAGGGUACGGUGGUAGAAAAGAUGGCAAAAUUCCUGAGAGAAAGCGGAGUUGCAAAAGCUAUAUGAAAUAGAACUGUGGUUUAUGAGUCCCAUGUUAGAACAUUUUGGAAUACAGUAGAAUUUGAUGAAUCAGAUAAAAUGAUACAUGCAGUGUUGAGAAAGAAGGACCAAGCUGGAAAGGAUAUAGAUGUGGCAUUUGAGUUUGGUGUUGAAGAUGUCAGGAGAGUUCUUGAUUUGCAGGAUUCUGAUGAUGAUCCAACAAUCAUGUCAGAACCUCUUGUCAAAGGGUUGUGGUGUAGAAUGGGAUUCACUGGACAUAUAAAUGGAAAAAUGCUCAAAAGGAAUUUCUUAAAAGCUUACCGGUACUUGAUGCAUUGCAUGGUGCAUUCAUUGUCACACAGAAAGGGAGCAUAUGAUGAAGUACCAGAUUACAUCAUGAACAUCAUAGCCAGCCUAGUAUUGAACAGAAAGUACAACAUUUCUCAAGUGAUAUUUGAAUAUAUGAAGGAGAACUGCCAGGCUAAAGGAGACAGAUACAUCAUGUAUCCCAGAUUCAUAAUGAUGUUAAUCAAUGAUAAGAUCAAGGAUCCUUCGAAGGACAAUGAGGAUGUCAUGGAGCUGAGCAGUGUAAACUCUAUUACAAUUGGAAGAAUCACCAAGGAUAAGGAUGCAAAGACAAAGCAAAUGAUAUGCAGAAUCAAAGAUAAAGAUUAUGUUGCUCCUGAGAAUGAUAAGUGGAGGCAUGAAAACAGUGAUUCGGAUAAUGAAAAUGAAAAGAUGAGUGAGUUUGCUGAGAAGAAGACCAGAUGGUAGUGUGUGAGAGAUGGAAAACGAAAGAGAACACCUAAGUCAUCCCCUGCAGUUACCAUUCCUAAGGAUGGAGAUAAGGGUAUAGUGAAAGGGGGAGCCUUAAGACAGUUAGAAUUUGUGUUUAAGAAAUAUUUCUAAUAUCUCUGUUAAUGUUUGUUUUUGUAGGGUCUUCUGGGGAGCCAAAGCAGAGACUGAUUGAUGAAACUGUCUUGGAGCCAUCUGUGGUCAUUAAACAAGGAGCUGAUCUUCUAAACCAAUCAUUUCAAAGUUAUAUGAAAAAGAAUGAGGAAGAUGCAACACAACAAGGAUCAAGUGCUCAUGUUAAGAAGAUUACAAGAGUUGAACCAGAGAUUGAAGAUCUGGGGAGUUCAAGUGAAGAUGAUUCUGAAGAAACUCAAUCUGAAUCUGAAUUAGAUCCAACAACUCUUGGAAAGGGGAAAGCACAGCUGAAAAAGAAACCUUUAAAGAAGAAGGAAUAGGAAGAACUGAAGACUGUGCUGGAAGGAACUACAGCUACAUCCGAGGGGGAGUCUGUUAGUACAAUAACGUCUGUAGCUUCCGUCAGCAUGAAGUCAUGUUUUGUAUAUUUGUGAAUAGUUUAUGUUUAUAUGUUUGUUUGUAAAGCAAGUCAGGAUAUGGCGCGUUAUUUUAUUAAGUGCUGACUUUUGUUGACCAUGCUAACCGAUCGGCUAGCCCAGCCGAUCAAACAGGCCAAUUGAUCGAACAGCAGGUCAGCCGAUCGGCUAGCCCAGCCGAUCGGCCAGCACUCACUCUAUCCUGACUGUGCCUAUAUAUAGCUGCUCGAUCAGCUCAUUUGCAACU
Helianthus annuus (common sunflower) is the source of this 2746-nucleotide messenger RNA. RefSeq lists its product as uncharacterized. Bases 1253 to 1927 code for a protein of 224 amino acids. The transcript has 3 exons. The record is from RefSeq and is a predicted model, not a curated record. Lineage: Eukaryota; Viridiplantae; Streptophyta; Magnoliopsida; Asterales; Asteraceae.